This is a messenger RNA of Dicentrarchus labrax (European seabass), 5631 nucleotides long. RefSeq names its product STE20-like kinase b (gene slkb). Gene Ontology annotation, biological process: protein phosphorylation. Bases 600 to 3695 code for a protein of 1031 amino acids. Gene Ontology annotation, molecular function: protein binding; ATP binding; protein serine/threonine kinase activity. The transcript is spliced from 18 exons. The record is from RefSeq and is a predicted model, not a curated record. NCBI's taxonomy places the organism in Eukaryota, Metazoa, Chordata, Actinopteri, Moronidae.
AUCCGCUAGAUUACUAACUAAACCCGUCCCUCAGCAAAGGAAAGAUGACUGUUUUGCCGUUUUAGCGAAUUCUAAUGUACGGACCAACUGUGCCAGUUUUAACCCUCAAGGAAACUAAUUAUUCUGUGGAAUACAACUACUUAGAAGGACGCCUCAUCUUUUUUUCUUUUGGUUGAGAAAGAACCCCACAGGGUUUUCGGGCCAGUAGGUCGUCAGGAGUUGGAACAACGAAGAGCUUCUCGUAGUACUUUGCAUUGAAAUGAAGUGUUGUUUAGGCGGGUUUCAGAUGCUAGGAGAAGUGUAGGUUAACCUUUGGUAAUUAUUUUGGGGGUUAACAAUGACCCAUGAUGUGCCAAAGAGCUGUUAUCUGGACUGGUCAAAACAGUGUCAAAGGCUAAGCUAGGUUUUGGUCCCAACUAUUAUGAAAGCUACAAGCGGACAUUUGUAACUAACGUUAACGUUAAUGGGGCAUAUAUGUUAACGUUACUCCAAAGACUUGUGCUAAAGUAAACUGUUAACGGAAUCCGACAAUACUUCUUGUGGCGUCUUACAAUUGAAUUCCUUUGUGAACUUUUUCAUUGAAUGACACAGGAUUCACUAUGUCAUUUUUUAAUUUCCGUAAAAUAUUUAAAUUGGGAGCUGAGAAGAAGAAGAAGCAGUACGAACACGUCCGCAGAGAUGAAAAUCCAGAGGAAGUAUGGGACAUAAUCGGUGAAUUGGGAGAUGGAGCCUUUGGGAAAGUGUUCAAGGCUCAAAACAAACAGACGGGCAUCCUCGCUGCAGCCAAAGUUAUUGACACAAAGACUGAGGAGGAGUUGGAGGACUACAUGGUGGAGAUUGACAUCCUGGCCUCCUGCGACCACCAAAACAUUGUGAAGCUGCUCGACGCUUUCUAUUAUGAGAGCAAACUCUGGAUCCUCAUUGAGUUCUGUGCAGGAGGGGCUGUGGAUGCGGUCAUGCUAGAACUGGAGAGACCCCUGACAGAGCCUCAGAUCAGGGUGGUGUGUAAGCAGACUCUGCAGGCCCUCGUCUACCUCCACGACAACAACAUCAUCCACAGAGACCUGAAGGCUGGCAACAUCCUCCUCAUGCUGAACGGUGACGUCAAGCUGGCUGACUUUGGUGUGUCUGCCAAAAACACCAAAACGCUGCAGAGGAGAGACUCUUUCAUCGGAACUCCUUACUGGAUGGCUCCAGAAGUGGUGAUGUGCGAGACGUCCAAGGACCGUCCAUAUGACUACAAGGCUGAUAUCUGGUCCCUCGGGGUCACCUUGAUUGAGCUGGCGCAGAUUGAGCCGCCCAAUCACGAGAUGAACCCCAUGAGAGUCCUGCUGAAAAUAGCCAAGUCGGAUCCUCCUACCCUAAUGCAACCGUCACGCUGGUCCCCAGAAUUCAGUGAUUUCUUAAAGCGGUGCCUGGACAAGCAUGUGGACAACAGAUGGACUGCUGCACAACUGCUACAGCAUUCGUUUGUGUCCAGUGUGCUAGACAACAAACCUCUGAGGGAGCUCAUAGCUGAGGCAAAGGCUGAGGUCACCGAGGAGAUCGAGGAGCACAAAGAGGAGGAAGAGGAGGAAGAGACAGAAGCACAUCUGGGCCACAAACGUGCUGCCUCUGAUGUCAGUGUUGCCAGCUCAGAGGAUGAGAAGGUCCCCCUCUCUCCCUCCAUCUUGGAAUCAGUCCCUGAGAAGGUUGAGCCAAUUCUGCCUGUGCCAACACCCACUGAGCUCCCUGUGGCCAACCAUGUGCUGGACACUAGCUCUGUGGAGGAGCCCACUGCCCCUGCAGCUGAGGAGCGCCCAGAGGAGAUUUCAAACACUCCAGUUGAGGAUGGAGAGGUAGAACAGAAACCAGUGGAGGAAAAGCUUCCAGAAGCAACAGUAGAUGUUGCCUCCCCAGAACCAGAACCAGAGGCUGAACCAGAACCAGAGCCAGAACCAGAACCAGAGGCUGAACCAGAACCAGAACCAGAGGCUGAACCAGAUCCGCCUGCUAAAGAAAUGCAGCAGCUGGAGAUUGCCGUUGAGGAUGAAAAGGAAGUGGACACAGCCGAGGUUCCAGCCAACACACAGGCAAGCACAGAGAGUUCAGUCACUGAGGCUCCUCAGGACGAAAAGAUGGCCGUUGUGGAGGAAUCAAACACACCAGCAGAAGAGGAGGACCAAUACAAACAUCUAAAGGUGACACUGACACUACCAGAGCAAGAUAAAGUUGUUCCAAAGGAGGAGAAUGGAGAGAAACCCACAGAAAAGGAUAAAAACAAUGCAGACGAUGAGAAGUCAGUUCCAGACAAAGCUAAGGAUGACAAAGAGAGAGACUCAGACUCAGGGACUGGCUCAGCCGCAGAUAACAGCAGUGUAGACCUGAAUCUGUCCAUCUCGAGCUUCCUGUCUAAAACAAAAGAGCGAGGAUCUGUUUCCAUACAGGACACCAGACGCCAGAAGAAGACGCUGAAAAAGACUCGCAAAUUCAUUGUGGAUGGAGUGGAAGUUAGUGUGACUACAUCAAAGAUCAUCACUGACAAUGAUACCAAGAACGAGGAGAUGAGAUUCCUGAGACGCCAGGAGCUGAGGGAGCUGCGUCUCCUGCAGAAGGAGGAGCAGAGGUCCCAACAGCAGCUCAGCAACAAGCUGCAACAGCAAAAAGAACAGAUCUACCGGCGCUUUGAGCAGGAGACCACAAGUAAGAAGCGUCAAUACGACCAGGAGGUGGAGAACCUGGAGCGGCAGCAGAAGCAGACGAUCGAGAGGCUGGAGCAAGAGCACACCAACCGGCUCCGGGACGAGGCCAAACGCAUCAAAGCCGAGCAGGACAAAGAACUCUCCAAGUACCAGAACAUGCUGAAAAACCGCAAGAAAGAGGAACAAGAGUUUCUGCAGAAGCAGCAGCAGGAUCUGGACAGCGCUCUGAAGAAGAUUAUCCAGCAACACAAACACGAGCUCGCCACUAUCGAGAGAGACUGCCUCAACCACAAGCAGCAGCUUCUCCGAGCACGGGAGGCUGCCAUGUGGGAGCUGGAAGAGCGCCAUCUGCAGGAGAAACACCAGCUGUUCAAACAGCAGCUCAAAGACCAGUACUUCAUGCAGAGACACCAGCUGCUCAAGAGACACGAGAAGGAGAUGGAGCAGAUGCAGCGCUACAACCAGCGUCUGAUCGAGGAGAUGAAGAACAAGCAGACGCAGGAGAGAGCCAGACUGCCCAAGAUUCAGCGCAGCGAGGCCAAGACCCGCAUGGCCAUGUUCAAGAAGAGCCUCCGCAUCACCGGAGCCGUCAUCAGCCCCGAGCAAGAGAGGGAGAAGGUCAAACAGUUUGCUGCCCAGGAAGAGAAGAGACAGAAGAACGAGAGGCUCCAUCAGCAUCAGAAACAUGAAAACCAGAUGAGAGACCUGCAGCUGCAGUGUGACGCCAACAUCCGAGAGCUUCAGCAGCUGCAGAAUGAAAAGUGCCACCUGCUGAUCGAACAUGAGACACAGAAGCUGAAGGAAUUAGACGAGGAGCACAGCCUGGAGCUGAAGGAGUGGAGGGAGAAACUCCGACCCAGGAAGAAGGCCCUGGAGGACGAGUUUGCCAGGAAGCUGCAGGAACAGGAAGUGUUCUUCAAGAUGAGCGGAGAGUCAGAGUGCCUUAACCCCUCCACCCAGAGCCGCAUCUCCAAGUUCUACCCGAUCCCCAGCGUCCACUCCACCGGUUUCUAGAAGAAGCCAACGUACACAUGCAUAGACACACACACACACACACACACACACACACACACACACAGACAGUAAAGCCUGUGCUGCCUUGCCUUUAUUCUCGGAAAACUGUUGGAGGGCAUUUCUGUUUGUUGACUUUGUCCCUCAGUCUGCAGCUCAGCUCUCCAGGACCCUCAUUUUCUCCCACUAUUAUAGUCAUUUGGAAGGAGAUAUUUUCAGAUUCAAGGUGCCGGUCAAAACCUCAGAACCACUGUAAGAAGUAGCUCUCUGUCCAACCUUCUGUUUGUGAUUGAAUUGUUUUUUAUAAAGAAUCCAGUGCCUGUAGAAUUUGAUGUUUGAGGCUUUUAAAUCCAAGAAAUUUCUGAUAAUUAUUUGCUGCUCAAUUCUUCUCUCAUUUAGACUUUUGCACUAAAGAAAGGUUAGCAUUUUUAACAUAAUGUUGAUGAUUUUAAUAUGGUUAAAUAUAAAUAGCAACCCUCUCAUUUAGAACUGAUGAUGAAAUAGAAUGUAUUUCUGACAAAGGAGACCCAUUUUUCAUAUCACUCUUGUUGAAGGAAUGAUGCAGUAUAUUUUUGAUUCAAUCACAUGUGUUAGGAUUGUGAUGUGUUAUGAGUUAAAAUAAUCAGUCUCAUUCAUGAUCUCAAAGCAAGCUUUAGGAACGUUUUCCAGCAGAAAUGAUUCCUUCCGGGUUUUUCUUCAGGUUGCCUUCCUGUCUCGAGCACAAUGCUUGAGAUUACGAUUUAGCAACGAGCAGCAGAGGUGGACACUUGUUUGUUUGUGGACAGUAGAGGAGGUGUGGAGAUGGUGUUUACAAGCCGAGACAAAGGAUCACUGUUAAUGGGACACUAAGGAAACCACUGUGGUGGCAGACACAAGCAUUAUGUACCUGUUUGUUGGUCUGGUUUGUGUUGUUUUAGGUAACACCACUUUAUUAUUGUCAUGCUAGAGUUCUGUAUCUAUAGUAUUCAGGGAUGAAUAAAGAAUGCAAUGUUUCAAUGAUGUCCAAUUCAAACUACAAACAGCUCUUAGUUCAGCUAGUUGAAACAAAACUCACCUAACCUGCAGUCAAAGAUGAUGAUGAUGAUGAUGAUGCUGCCUCCUUUGUAUUUGCUUUGGUUUUCUUCCUAUGCCUCCUCAUAAGGUAUUUUGCUACCAGGUGUAUCUUGGGUAGGCCUGCAUGGCUUUUCUUCCUUUUAUUGAAAUGAUAAUACUGUUCUCAUUGUCAUGCUAGCUAAUAGCCUUAAUACUUCAGAAAAGCUGUAAGGAUAUUCUGUGUACCUAAUAUGACCGCCUUUAAAGGUUUGGGUCAAACUCCAGGUUUCAUGCCAACUUAAUGUUCUCUGACUGAAGCACAGUAACAGGUUCAGAAUUAUUGCAUCUGUAUUCAAAGAAACAAAAACAGAACACAAGCUCUUAGUUGGUGUUUUUUUAUUUAGGUUGAUGUAUUGAUGCAGUAGUAAAAACAAACAGAAAAUGGACCUGACUGGUUUAGGCCAUCUUGACUUGUGAUUGGUUCAUUUUAUCAUCUCAUUUUCUUUAUGAUUGGCUGUUGAGGGGUUACGGUUAGUCAAAGGUAUUUUAAUAACUGAGCUGUUAAUGUACGAUAAAUGCAAUGAAGGAGUGCUGUGCACCUUUUUACAAAGCUUUCUCAGUAGCUAUUUAUUUGGAAGUGUAGCACUCUGCAGCCUGUGUGGUGAAGCUUACUCACUCAUUGGAUGUUUGCAGCAUACAAAAAUAGAAUUACAAAACCUGUCAACCUUUGUUCUGUCUCAGUUAGAUUCUACUAAACAAUGAGUAAAUUCAUUAAAUUCUGAAUGUUGAAUGAAAAAAUCCAUAUCAAAAUCAUUGUGCUUUCUUUUUUAAAGAUAAAUGUAUAGUUUUUAGACUGCCUGUGUAAUGUAGAUUUUCAUUUUGCUGUAAAUAAACAUUUUGCUCUGUA